This is a messenger RNA of Nelumbo nucifera (sacred lotus), 1261 nucleotides long. RefSeq names its product NAC domain-containing protein 90-like. The record is from RefSeq and is a predicted model, not a curated record. Lineage: Eukaryota; Viridiplantae; Streptophyta; Magnoliopsida; Proteales; Nelumbonaceae. Gene Ontology annotation, biological process: regulation of DNA-templated transcription. Gene Ontology annotation, molecular function: DNA binding.
GCGCUUUUGCCAGACUCUCCGCCUUUCUUUCUCCAUCAUUUCUCAAUCUGUGUAUAUUUAUUCAUGCAAAUUCCUUUCCAGAAAGCAGAUAGACGAGACGCAAACCUCUGGUUUUACUUAACGGAGGAGGAGGAAGAAAGAGCAGCGCGACCAUGGAGGAUGUCCCACCUGGUUUUCGUUUCUACCCAACUGAGGAAGAGCUGGUUUCGUUUUAUCUGUAUAACAAGCUUGAAGGGAUUGGACCUGACUUGGAACGUGUUAUUCCCAUCGUCGACAUUUACGAGCUCGAUCCAUGGCAACUCCCACAGGUUUCGGGAGAGCUCUGUCAUGGAGACCCGGAGCAGUGGUUCUUCUUCAGUCCUAGACAAGAGCGAGAAGCCCGUGGAGGGAGACCGAACCGGACGACGAAUUCUGGGUACUGGAAGGCGACGGGCUCUCCUGGUCUUGUUUACUCCUCUGGUAAUCGAAUCAUCGGUCUGAAGAAAACCAUGGUUUUCUACAAAGGGAAAGCUCCUACUGGUACGAAAACCAAAUGGAAGAUGAACGAGUACAGAGCUACCCAAGGAGAAGCCACCUCAUCUAGCAGUGCAGCUCCACUGUUGAGGCAUGAAUUCAGUCUGUGUCGAGUUUAUGUGAAAUCUGGAUGUUUGAGAGCAUUCGAUCGACGUCCUGUAGGAGCUAGGACAAGCGAGGCACCAAUGCAACAAGGUCAUGUGGAUAGGGGGACGACGUCUCAUCGCAAUAUUUCUUCAUCUCUGGAGAAACUCAGCUCACCUGAUACUUCAUCUUCAGGCGAUCAAGCUCAUGACGAUUCUACUCAGCUUGGAGAAAGUGUCGACUGGAAGAUGACAAAUGAAUUUAACCCUCUAUGGGAAUGGGAACAACUGAAUUGGUUCUGAAGAAAUUAACAAAGUAAAGGUCUCAACCCAAGAGUUCAGUUGACAGAAAAUCUAACAAUUAGACUGUUAAUUUCUUAGGACAAACUAGGUCUCAACCCAAGUUGGUUGAUAGAAAUCUGUGUAAUAAUCUUAAGGGAGAGGCUGCAUGCGAAUGUUCCAUCCCAGCUUACCUACUAAAUCAAUAGCUUGAAAGAAGUAGAAGGUGGGAAUAGUUCUUUUUGUUUCUCUUUUUUAUUGUUUAAGAAUUUCUUGUGUUUUAAUUUUUUUCCAGAAGAAAGGAGAGUUGAAUUGAAUUGCAGGAAAAUGUAAAUUCUUCUGAUAUCAAAAGUGAUUUGUGUGAUAUUGAAACAGAAUUUAUUUAC